UUGUUGGAGCGACCGGGCCUCGCAGUCUUGUGGGGGAUUUCAGACAGUUUCAACUCAUCUUUGUGUUCUUGCACUGUUUUAGGGCGUCUCCUCACACCCUUUGUCCAUCUAAAGGAGGGUUGAGAUCUCUCAUGGUUGCCAUGUUUCCCCUGCAAAAACGCUUGGCUUCCGUCGCCAAAGUUACAGGAUCACUGCAGAACGAGAGUAUUGCCUGCUCCUGGACUGUUCUUCUCAUGGCGGCUUUUGUAAACAAAGAUGGGGGCCGGCUCAGAUCUGCCAUGAGCGCUCAGCACCUGGUAUGCUCUUCACUGCUUCUUGCGCUAUUGGUAGCGGACGUGGCGCUGAGUCCGACGUUGGGUGCCAGGUUGGGUCCCCGUCUGAGCACAACACCAAAGAACGUGGACCUGGCCGAACUGUGGAAGCGUAUGGCCCUCCUGCCGCACAGCAGGACGGGGUCUUCCAUGCCAUCGCUGUCCAUCGUUGGACCACUAGACGCCCUACGAAAUCAAAUAGCGCGGGACAUGGCACUGCGGAUGCGCACUGCCACCGCGCAGAAAAACCAGCAAAUUCUUGACAGGAUCGGCAAGCGCAGCAUGCCGACCUUCAACGACGAAGAGGCUUCAGCUCUGCUCACUUUUCCCAAACAGCAACAACAGCGGGUGGAUCAGUCUGCAUUCAGCUCACAGGAAUCCUAUUCUGAGGAACUGGUCUGAAACACACCAACUUCGACGCCACCUAGGGACUGUCCGGACUGCGAAGCCAGCAUGCAUCAGGAACCCACACGGCCUCCUCUUCCUAACUGUACAGAAGCCACCUGCCUCUUGCCUCCCAACGUCAUUGUACAUUUUGUCAGUGGCAUGCCAAUGCCAUGAUGCCAUCCCGAAGCGCCCUUGUUUAGGAUGUUUCUCAACUUUUAGGUGAACCGCACAAAUACACUACGAGGAGAACACUGGCAAACUUUUCUUGCGAUGAUAUGCAUCAUCUAGUGUCUAUGCUGCUGCCUUUGGGACAAAUUGGUCGACUUUUAUAUUAAAGAAGAAACCUUGAGAAAUGUUGUUCGGAGCUGCAACACCGUAGGGUCGUGGCACAUACCACAAAACAUGAUUUGAUUGCUAGGGAGGGAUCUACCCGAAUGAAAUAUUCUCUGUCCUUUUCAUACGUUGUUGUCGUGUCAUGUGGGUUCAGAAGUGGAUUUCGUAGUACGCAGAUUGUGUAUGCCGAAGGUUGCUGAUGCUUCCAUUAAUACCAAAUUCUAGGAUGUCGCAAUCUUUGCAGUAAUUUUAUACGCCAGGGAAGUUACGCAAAUUUCUCAACAGUGCGCAUUCAGCACAUCUGUUUCGCAAUGAAACGCCACUAUCAGCACUGUGAAAGAACCUGAGUGAGCGUAGAGGGCGGCUCCUAGGCUCACCCUCUUGCGGUAUGGACUUCGGGGUCGUUACACGCCACUAUACUGUCAUCUACCGGAAAGUGAACACCAGAGGUGCAUUCACAGGAGCGACUUCCCCAAGGAAUAUUCUACUGGACGAAAAUGAAAAACUGCUCACGGGUGGGUGGGGGGUGGAGAGAGACUCAGCCGCGUCCUAUGUUGAGCACUUGCACAUGGCGUUAGAAUAUCGGAAAUGGUGCACUGCACACAUGGUGAACGACACCAUCCGCACUGUCGUCUGCUACAGAAUAUCUUGUGGCUGAGCCGAAGGAUAUUACUCGUGGUUAGAAGAGAACGAAAAGACGUGAAGGUGAGCGAUUUGGCUCACGUGGCAGAGGAAAGCCAAGUUGUUUUGCGCAUCUUCCGCUGGCAGAUUCUGCGGAAUGUCGCUCCCAUAUGAAUACAUCGAAUGGCUGGCGUCCCGCUCUAAGGCCAUCGGAGGAACAAAAGUCGCUCAGGCGCCUCCCUCGCAGCAUCUGGGGCAGCGAUUUCUCUUUUUUGUUUUGUAUUAGGACAGUUUCAUUGCUCAUCCUUCAAUCGCAUAUGUUUAGUGUUACUUCUUAAGAUACGAACUACUCCAGAAACGGUGCAGGCCACGUAGCUUCAUGCACCUACGCAUGGCAGUAGUGUGUCAGGGUAUCAAUCACUUCUAUGAUGCCUCCAGGAAUGUGUUCCCUAUACGCGUUUUCCCAUGCAAGAAAAAAAUGACACUGACUUCCUUGACAAUUUCUUUAUCAACGAAAUCUGCCUGUGGAGGUGACUCAUUUUAUACCAGACCAUUCGGUCCUCAGGUAUUACCAGAUCACAGCGUUGCAGGAGAAUAAAGUGGAAGCUUAAUGAUGAUAAGUUUAUUGGUUUUAGAUAUCCUUCGGCGAUCCAACAAUCUGUCUACCUACUGCUUUUGAACCCCUUUCAUAAAAACGAACGAUCUGCCCUCUGGAGGGGCAGCUGUCGCCGCAAGGUGUCGUCUCUAGGGAACUUUCAACAAAAGGAAAAAGAAGACGCAACAUUCAGUUUUAUCUUAACAAAAUUUGAUGUCAUGCCCUGUUGACAUGACGUGAGAGUUAUGCAAAAUCGAACGCCUAUCCUGUCCAAGGGAAUCUGUCCUUGUAUUGUUGUUUACUGUUGCGUAGUGUAGAGCUGCAGGUAUGCCGGCACAGAUGACAUGAGAGCACCUAGUCUGCCAGGAACCAACUGGCAGAUAUACAAACCCACGAAUGCUCCGUAAAUUCCACCAUGGGUGUGUGUUUUCAUGGCAAGAAAUAUUUAUACAGUUGAUUCUCAGUGUUACUGGAGCGUUGCUCCGUUGCUCUUCCUCCCUGCGUUGCUCUUUCUCCCUGUGAUGCGCCCCUUCAUGUGCAUGCGAAUCCCAGUAAUUGCUUAGGUACCAGGACUGGACGGGUGAAAAUCAUGAAGGGUGGUGGCAGCGGUUGUCAUACCUGCAACGUGCCGUUGCUGGUCUAUGACUGGUAGGCGGCGGCGUCUCAAUUCUUACACGGACACGAGUAGUACGAGGUACGCUGCCGGUCAAGAUAUGCUACAGUGCCGUUUCACUGUGGGCAUUCCUGAUCAAAAAAUGCAUUUACGUUCCGCAUGCUAUUAAGCUGUGCGUAUGGGUAUGAUGUAUAAUGCGUGACGCUUUGCAAACUCCAGCUGACAGAGUGCUUAGGUUUAAGAGCUCAAUUAUCCAACUUUGUGGCCUAUGGUACCGAUAAAAGAACUCUAGUAUUGAUGCAUAGAGUUUGCAUUAUUCAAGUAUUUUUGGAUACCGCAAUAAAUCGAUCUGGCUUGGACAGUGCCCUAACCUUUGUGAAAGGUUAAACUGAAAAGGUGUAAGCUAAACAGGAGCUUUGAAAUAAAGACUGCUCUUAUCAACA
This is a messenger RNA of Ornithodoros turicata, 3303 nucleotides long. RefSeq lists its product as uncharacterized. The record is from RefSeq and is a predicted model, not a curated record. Gene Ontology annotation, cellular component: extracellular region. Lineage: Eukaryota; Metazoa; Arthropoda; Arachnida; Ixodida; Argasidae. Gene Ontology annotation, molecular function: hormone activity. The transcript has 5 exons. The coding region runs from base 132 to 713 and encodes 193 amino acids.